This is a messenger RNA of Urocitellus parryii (Arctic ground squirrel), 1134 nucleotides long. NCBI's taxonomy places the organism in Eukaryota, Metazoa, Chordata, Mammalia, Rodentia, Sciuridae. The record is from RefSeq and is a predicted model, not a curated record.
AUGGAAGACUACAUCGAUAUCGCUGCGCUCGUCCUUGACAAUGGCUCAGGCGUGUGCAAGGCCGGCUUCGCGGGUGAGGACGCCCCCCGGGUGGUCUUCCCCUCCAUUGUCGGGCGCCCGCGGCACCAGGGCAUGUUGAUGGGCAUAGGCCAGAAGGAUUCCUACGUGGGUGAUGAGGCCCAGAGCAAGAGAGGCAUCCUGACCCUCAAGUACCCCAUUGAGCACGGUGUCAUCACCAACUGGGAUGAUAUGGAGAAAAUCUGGCACCACACCUUCUACCAUGAGCUGCGCGUGGCCCCCGAGGAGCACCCGGUGCUGCUGACCGAGGCCCCACUGAACCCCAAGUCCAACCGUGAAAAGAUAGCCCAGAUCAUGUUCGAGAACUUCAGCACCCCGGCCCUGUACGUGGCUCUCCAGGCGGUGCUGUCCCUCUACGCCUCUGGCCGCACCACCAGCAUUGUGAUGGACUCUGGCGAUGGGGUCACCCACACAGUGCCCAUCUAUGAGGGGUAUGCCCUCGCCCACGCCAUCUUGCGCCUGGACCUGGCCGGCUGGAACCUAACGGACUACCUCGUGAAGCUCUUGACCCAGCGUGGCUACCGCUUCACCACCACGGCCGAGCGGGAAAUCGUGCGUGACAUCAAGGAGAAGCUGUGCUACGUGGCCUUGGACUUCCAGCAGGAGAUGUCCACGGCAGCCACCAGCUCCUCCCUGGAGAAGAGCUACGAGCUGCCUGACGGCCAGGUGAUCACCCUCGGCAAUGAACGGUUCCGCUGCCCUGAGGCGCUCUUCCAGCCUCGCUUCCUGGGCCUGGAAUCCUGCGGCAUCCACGAGACCACUUUCCACUCCAUCAUGAAGUGUGACGUCGACAUUCGCAAGGACCUCUACGCCAACACGGUGCUGUCCGGGGGCACCACCAUGUACCCAGGCCUUGCCGACCGCAUGCACAAGGAGAUCUCAGCCCUGGCACCCAGCACCGUGAAGAUCAAGAUCAUCGCUCCCCCGGAGCGCAAGUACUCUGUGUGGAUCGGCGGCUCCAUCCUGGCGUCACUAUCCACCUUCCAGCAAAUAUGGAUCAGCAAACAGGAGUACGCCGAGGCUGGCCCCUCCAUUGUCCACCAUAAAUGCUUCUAA